This is a messenger RNA of Limulus polyphemus (Atlantic horseshoe crab), 993 nucleotides long. RefSeq names its product vesicle-associated membrane protein 7-like. The transcript has 9 exons. The coding region runs from base 53 to 709 and encodes 218 amino acids. NCBI's taxonomy places the organism in Eukaryota, Metazoa, Arthropoda, Merostomata, Xiphosura, Limulidae. The record is from RefSeq and is a predicted model, not a curated record. Gene Ontology annotation, molecular function: SNARE binding; SNAP receptor activity. Gene Ontology annotation, cellular component: membrane; SNARE complex. Gene Ontology annotation, biological process: vesicle fusion; exocytosis.
CGUACUUGUGUCACACGGUUUGUGUGCGUGUUGUAACGAGUAGAUAACAAAGAUGCCAAUAUUGUAUUCUGUGGUAUCGAGAGGUACAACUGUGUUAGCUAAAUAUGCUAGUUGUGCUGGAAAUUUCUUGGAAGUUACAGAACAGAUUUUAGCCAAAAUUUCUCCAGAAACUCCAAAACUUACCUAUUCCCAUGGGAGUUACCUCUUUCAUUACAUCUUAGAUGACUCUAUCAUUUACUUGUGCAUAACUGAUGAUGAAUUUGAAAGAUCUAGAGCAUUUGCUUUUCUCAGUGAUAUUAGACAAAGAUUCAAGACUACAUAUGGAGUUCAGGCACAUACUGCUUUACCUUAUGCCAUGAAUAGUGACUUUUCAAGAUCUCUUGCUAAUCAAAUGAAGCAUUAUUCAGACAGCAGAGAUGUGGAUAAUGUCUCAAAAGUUCAAGGAGAGCUAGAUGAAUUAAAAGAUAUUAUGAUUAAGAAUAUUGAUACUGUUGCAAGCAGGGGAGAAAGACUAGAACUGUUAGUGGACAAAACAGAAAACCUUAGUGCCACAUCUGUCUCCUUUCGGAAGACUAGCCGAGGAUUAGCUCGAUCCAUGUUGAUAAAGAACAUCAAGUUGACCAUAAUAAUCAUUAUAGUUGUCAUUAUUGCUCUCUAUAUCAUUAUCUCUGCAUCCUGUGGAGGAUUGAAUUGGCCAAACUGUGUGUGAGAGAUGGGCUGGUUUCCUAAGUUUGUAUGUUAAGUUAGAAGACUAGGAAGAGAUUCAUUCCAAGACUUUCUACUUCUGAUGUUAUUUUAAAAACAAAACAUUCUCCAUAUUUCUGGUGAGAAUCCACAAGUUAACUGAAGUUACUUACCAGAAAUGGUAGUUUAAAUAUUUCAUUCAGCUUUUUUGUAAUUGAACUUUGGUAUUAUAGAUAAUUUUGUUGUGCAUGUUUAAACUUUUAAACAAAAUGGGUGGAUACGUUACAUUUUUUUUUUUUUUUUUACAGA